AUGGAGACCACACCAAGGCUUCCUACCAAGACAUGGCAGCGCCUGGCGCUGGGCGUCAAGAGCCGGGCCAACAUCCCGAUGGCUUCCGGCUCCAGAUGCACGUGGAGGUCCAUGCUCUCCAGGCACUGGGCUCCAGUUCUGCUCCUGGUGUCCAGCGGACGUGCUUGUCGUCGUGUGAGUCGCCGUGCUCAGAAGCAGAUGAGAGUUUUCGGCAUCUCAGAUGUGCAUACAGACUGGGAGGAGAACUUCGACCACUUGGCGGCUUUGCCAGUGGGGCCGUUCAAGGACGACGCACUGCUGGUGGCCGGCGAUGUCUCUCAUGACCUUGGCGUCUUGAAGAGAACCAUGAGGCUUCUCUUGGGACGCUUUGCCCACGUUUUCUUUGUGCCUGGCAACCAUGACGUCUACGUCGGCAGCAGCAAGGACAGCAUUGACUGCUCUCUGGAGAAGCAAGAGAGGUUGUUGGAUGAGUGCGCCCGCAUGGGAGUUUGGACUCGUCCUGUCCGCUUUCCUUGCCAGAAACUGACGAUUGUCCCGCUCCUCUCAUGGUACCACGAGGAAUUCGACUCAGAGCCGGAUGUCCCGGUGUGGUCCAAGGCUGCGGCGCGGAGACAUGGCCGAAUAGCGCUGCUUGGGGACGAGAUCGAGUGCAGCUGGCCGGGCCGACUCGGCAAGACGCCGGCGGAGCGCAACCGAAGCUUGGCCCAGUGCUUUGAUGCAGCAAACGACAAGCACGCGACGGAGAAGGUGAUUCAGUCUUCUUCUUCGAGCGUGAGCAUGGAGAUGGUGAGCUUCCAGGACGCGGUCGCAGCGAGGAGGCGUGGCGAACAUGUGCUGUCGAUGUCACACUUCCUGCCUCGGCUAGAACUCUUGCCGGAAAAGCGAUUUCUCUACUUCCCGCAGUUGGCCAAAGCUUCCGGCUCGCGCUUCCUCGCAGAUCGCUUGUCCCGGCUCCAGCCAACGCUGCACCUUUUUGGCCACACGCACUUCGCAUGGGACCAGACGCUGAAGGGUGUGCGCUUUCUCCAAGCCGCGCUGGGAUCGCCAUCAGAGCGUCAGACGCGGAAGCGGGUCCUGCAUCUGGAGGGCGGUGUUCCCACGCUUCUCUGGCGCGGUGCCUCAGCUGCGCCGCUGCCGGCGCCCAGAGCGGCACUCUGGUCGGACUACUAUGCUCGGUACCGGCGGGCGCCGCGCAGCCCCGUGCCAGGACCAUGGCUUCGCUUUGGGCGGCGACGCAGGUCUCGGAGAGUGCGGAAGGCCGUUGCCAAGAAGGACGACGCUGGAAGUGCUACGGUGUGUCUCGUGUGGGAUUUGGGCGAGGAUCCAAAAGAGCAAAUGGAUCUGUUGAGUUCGGAUGAGAGACAUCGAGCUGAAAGUUUCAGCUCCGACGGUGCUCGGAAGAGAUUUGUUUGGAUGCGAGCUUCCUUGCGAUGCAUGCUGGCAGAACACUUGGGUCUCGAUGCAACGAGUAUCAAGUUUCAGUAUGGCAUGCACGGCAAGCCUUCUUUGGCAGCUCCUCUGGCUGCGCAGCGCUGCAGUUUCAGCGUAUCGCAUUCUGGGGAGGUGGGGGCGCUCCUUUUGUUCAUGCCCGAGCAGUCGGAGCCAGGAUGCCUGGCUGCGCCUGUCGGUGUCGACCUCGAGCUGCAUCGGCCCAGGCCGUUCCGGAGACUGGCCGAACGCUUCUUCACAUCUUCUGAGGUGGAGUCUUUGGAUCAGGCAUCCUCCAAUCCAGAUGACAUGCUGCAACGCUUCUUCGAGAUGUGGACAAAGAAGGAAGCGUGGCUAAAGUCUUUGGGCACUGGCCUGGCAGGUGGUCUUCAGAACUUGGACUGCUCCGUGGCCGGCGAUGUAGAAGCGAUCAUGCAGGCUGUCGACGGCUCUGAUUCUUCCGAGCCUUCGAACUACGUUGUGUCCACGCUGCGAGAGGUGCCCCUGAAGCAGCACAGUUUAUCCGUUGCCGUGCCAUGUGGAACGCCGUUGCGCUUCGACAACAUGUCGAAGGCUGCAGAGCUGUUCGUUUCUGAUGUUCAGGUUUGGAACCAUGGUGCGGUGCUCAGUCAUGCCCCUGCCAAGCGCCCAGCUGCGUCUACUGCCGGUGCGGCAGCAAAGAAGGCCAAGGCCCGACCGACAGCCAUCAGGAAGCAAGCCAACAUGACAACGCAAGCGCUUCGCUACGCACAUGCUUUGCUUGCAAUCCUUUGGCAGGGCCCGGCCAUCGGCAAAAUGUGCAAGGUAGUUCCACCAGAUGUCCUGGCAAGGAUUAGCGAGGAGAACGAGCGAUUAAAGCAAGAGGUCUUGGCUCUCAAGGAGAAGCAUGAGAGGGAAAAACAGCGCCUGGAAAUGCAGGUUCGUGGCGAGCGGUCCAUCGCUGAGCGGGAGGCCGAGCUGAAUCGGGAGAAAUCCUCGGAUUUGGAAAAGAUGAAGAUGCAGAUGGUCACGCUGACGCGGAAACUGGACGACGAGGUGACGGCCAAAGAUCAGGUGGUGGGCGAAACUCAUCGCUUGGAGCGGAAGCUGCAGGAGCUCUCCAUGGGCAGUGCCGCGGGCGGAACAGCCGCCAGCGGCUCUGCCGGCGCUUCUGGAGAGGAAGAAAGAUCGCGGGAGAGGACCAGCCAGGUCUCCACGAAGCUGAUGAGAGUCGUGGACCAUUGGAUGCGCUUCAAAGACAUCCAACAGGCGCUCCUUCGAGACGCAGCCAUCAACGACUUGGCCUUUGCAACGCUGGCACAGGCGCUGGUUGAUUGCCCUUCGCUCCAGACACUGGACUUGUCGCGAAAUCUUCUGACAAUGGACUCUUGCUCGGACAUUUGCCAGCUCAUCACGACUGCGCCGUGCCUGUCCUUCAUCUCCCUGGCCGAGAACCUCCUCAGUCUUCGCUGCGUAGGCUACUUCAUGACCGCCAUCAUGGAGAGGCAGACCACAAAGAGGUUGGUGCCACUCGACCUCCUCGAUCUGCAAGGCAACGAGGGGCUGCAGAUGGCCCUAGCGCAAGCGCCACCCCAGGAGCUUGUGGCUAAGCUCAGGGAGGCAGCUCAAUCGCCUUCUGGCAAGGCUCUAACGUCUCCUCCUGCCAUCGACCUUGCCAGUCACGUGAUGAGGUCGCUUUGGAGAUUUCUUCACGACACACAGCAUCCACAAGUGAAGAACACAACUGUGGAGGAGUGUGCCUUUCAGAGCAUGGACAAGGUCACCCUCCACAAAAUGGACACUGCCCUCAUGAAGAUCCUCUUGUUGGCAGCUGACGAGACCUUCGGCAAGGAGGCGAAGGCUGUGACGGCGAACGUCGUUCUCCUGCCUGCGAUGAUAUACCAGGCCCAGGCCGUGCGUCCCGACACGGUGGGAUCGCAGUCGGCAAGCAACGUGCGGCGGAGUGUUCAGGAAAGCUCACCAGUAGCUGCAGUGGAGAAGACGAAGCUCAAGCGGCAGCCGUCCCAGAAGAAGAUGCAGAAGGCGGCAUCAUCAGAGCCACUCCAGGACGAACCAAAGGUCUCUUCUGACCCCUUUGCUGACUUGAAGAGCGCCUUCGAGCCAGUGAAGGAGAAGGCAAAGUCCUUCAACCUGAAGCAGAUCGUCAGCAGGACCGGGACUGUCCUCAUGAACAUGCUGGAGCGGCUUCUCGAGAACACGGACAUUGAUGCUGUUGAUGUGGAGUCCAACAUGACGCUGCUUGAGUUCGCAUGCACAACGGGAAAUCUUGGCCUGGCGAAGCUCUGUUACCGUCGAGGCGCGAAGCUGAUGGCCAAGACCCGGAAAGGCGAGACAGCUUUCAACAUCGUGACUAGGGCGAAGCGCUACGAUAUGAUGGAGUUUUUGCACAUUUACGGCGUCAAGAUCAAUUCUGCAGAUGCAGAAGGGAGGACGGCCUUGCACGUGGCUGCCCAGUACAACGACGUGGAUGGUAUCUGCCGCCUUAUCGAAUGGGGUGCCGAUGUCAACAUCGCCGAUAACAAGAGGCGCACGCCCAUCCAUUUAGCGGCCGCUGGUGGCAACUUCCAGGCUUGCAUGCUGCUUCUGGAGAUGGGCGCGGACAUGAAUGCCAAGGACAUCCGGGAGUACACUGCCUUGGCGCAUGCUGAAGCCAACAACCACUUCAACCUCAUGGACCGCCUGGUCCAGCUUGGUGGAAGAGGUCAUGGCCUUCAUCAAAGCCGAGGCAUUGGCUUGACUGCGUCCAAGUCCCUGGCCAAUGUGGGCAUGGCGACGGCCGCCACGGACCUGGCAGUCUCGGCUGGACUGCUGAAGAGCUCCUCGCUGGGCAGGAUCGGAAAGGUGGCGGUGAAAGGAAUGCCUGGACCUCUUCUGCCCCAGAUCAUCAAGUGA
This is a messenger RNA of Symbiodinium sp. CCMP2456, 4320 nucleotides long. NCBI's taxonomy places the organism in Eukaryota, Dinophyceae, Suessiales, Symbiodiniaceae. The record is from the annotation of a GenBank genome assembly.